Solanum pennellii is the source of this 609-nucleotide messenger RNA. RefSeq lists its product as uncharacterized. Lineage: Eukaryota; Viridiplantae; Streptophyta; Magnoliopsida; Solanales; Solanaceae. The transcript is spliced from 2 exons. The record is from RefSeq and is a predicted model, not a curated record. The coding region runs from base 1 to 609 and encodes 202 amino acids.
AUGUCGAAUUUAUCCAAACUUGAGUUUGUGGCAUCAUAUAUUUCUGGAAAGAAUUAUCUUUCAUGGGUACGCGAUGCUGAGAUUCACUUAGCUGCUAAAGGUCUUGAUGCCACAAUUACUCAAGUAAAUGACGCAUCGAGCCAAGAUAAGGCGAAGGCUAUGAUUUUCCUUCUUUAUCAUCUUGAUGAGGGCCUGAAGAUUGAAUAUCUAAUGGAAAAAAAUCCACUUGAAUUGUGGACUAAUCUAAAGGGGAGAUAUGAUCACUUAAAGGCAACAGCGUUGUCAAGAGCUCGUUAUGAGUGGAUGCAUUUACGAUUUCAAGAUUUUAAGACUCAGCAAUAUCGUGAAAAGGGUUUUCAUAAAUACUUUGAACUGAUCACAUGUCUCCUGGUGGCUGAGCAACAUAAUGCUCUUUUAAUGAAAAAUCAUGAAGUUCGUCCCACUGGAACUGCUCCACUAUCGGAAGCAAAUGUGGUGAAAGCACGUGAUAAAUCUGAAGUAAAAAGAGAUGAUCAUUGGGGUUAUAGUAAUGCACGGGGACGUGGCAAAGAAAAGAGGGAUACACCAAUCGUCGAGGUGGUGGUCAUAAUAAAAGGGAGAACAACAUGA